UGGCGGCAAACUUUGAAUGCUUGUGAUGGCGCUUCUGUCGUCUCGUCUGUCGUGUCGGGCGUAUGGCGGCGAGCGGAUAGGAGCUGACAGGACUGUAGCUGUUCCGCUUUCGUCGAAAUUUGACAUCUUUUUGAAUUGGCGGUGCAGUGAUUAUUGAGCACCAUGGUGGCCAUCUGGAGGCUGCCGCUCAACGCAGCCAUCGCUCAGAAGAAAGGUGCCACAGCCCUUGCAAAUCGAGCCAUCAGUGUUUCUGUUAGGAGGCUCGACAAGCCAGCAUCCGCAGCUAAAGAUGUCGCCAAGCAAUCAGCAUCUGUGCCCGGCAUUCCUUAUUCAAAGCUUACAAUUGGCGUCCCCAAAGAAAUUUGGCCCAAGGAAAGAAGGGUUGCCUUGACGCCGGCAGUGGCUGCUACCCUGAUCAAGCAAGGAUUCAAUGUCCAGUUUGAAGCUGGAGCCGGAAGUGAAGCCAAGUUCCGUGAUGCUGACUAUGCCGCUGCUGGAGCGAAAAUUGUGGACCGUAAAUCGGCUUUUGACGCGGACUUGGUACUUAAGGUUCGUCAGCCGCUGAAAGAUGAGCUCUCCCUCAUUCGCCCUGGCUCCAAUUUGAUUUCCUUUAUGUAUCCUGGUCAAAACCAAGAUCUGGUCAAGCUACUGGCUGAAAAGAAAAUCACGCUUUUUGGCAUGGACUGCAUUCCUCGCAUCUCCAGAGCUCAGGUGUUUGAUGCCCUCAGCUCCAUGGCCAACAUUUCUGGCUACCGCGCAGUGAUCGAGGCUGCAAACAAUUUUGGCCGCUUCUUUACCGGUCAAAUUACCGCAGCUGGAAAAGUUCCUCCCGCUAAGAUUCUCGUUGUUGGUGGCGGUGUCGCUGGUCUCGCCGCCAUUGGUCAGGCUAAGUGUAUGGGUGCCAUCGUGAGGGCUUUUGACACCAGAGCAGCUGUGAAAGAACAAGUUGAGUCCAUGGGAGCGGAGUUUCUGACGAUUAAUAUCAAAGAGUCUGGUGAAGGCGGUGGUGGCUACGCCAAAGAAAUGUCUCCUGAAUUCAUCGCGGCAGAGCAUGCUCUUUUCGCAAAGCAGGCUGCGGAUGUGGAUGUCAUCAUCACCACUGCCCUCAUUCCUGGAAAGAAGGCGCCAUUGCUCAUCUUAAAGGAACAUAUCGAUAAAAUGCGUCCUGGAAGUGUUGUGGUUGACUUGGCAGCUGAAUCAGGAGGCAACAUCGAAACAACCAAGCCUGGAGAGGUCUACUCUUACAACGACGUGGUCCACGUUGGCCUCACUGACUUGCCCAGCAGGCUCCCGACACAAAGCUCAACCCUCUACGCGAACAAUAUUUCCAAGUUCCUCCUCUCCAUGGGUGAAAAGGGCCAUUUCAAUAUCGACCUGGAGGAUGAGGUUGUGCGCGGCAGCAUCAUUCUCAAGGAUGGCACUGUCAUGUGGCCACCCCCACCGCCCCCACCCCCCUCCCCUCAGCAGGUCGCGGCCUUGGCUACACCAAAACCUGCUGCACCUGCUGCCCCAGAACCACCCAGCCCCUUCACUGUGACACUGAAGGAUUCACUUGUCUACACAACAGGUCUUGGAAGUUUGAUCGGUUUGGGCGCGAUUUCGCCAAACCCUGCGUUCACGGCCAUGACUAGCACUUUCGCCCUUGCCGGUCUCUGCGGCUACCAUACUGUAUGGGGAGUCACCCCUGCACUGCACUCUCCCUUGAUGUCUGUGACAAACGCAAUUUCUGGCACUACUGCUGUUGGUGGUCUGCUCCUGAUGGGUGGAGGCCUCUACCCUCAGUCUUCAGUUCAAGCCCUGUCUGCUGCUGCUGCUUUUGUGAGCUGCAUCAACAUCUCUGGAGGAUUUUUGGUGACCAAGAGAAUGUUGGACAUGUUCAAGAGGCCUGAUGAUCCUCCAGAGUACAAUUACCUGUACGGCAUUCCUGCUGCUUUGUUCUUGGGUGGUUAUGGCGCGGGAGCCUUGUCUGGCAUUACUGAAAUGCACCAGAUGGCUUAUCUGGGCUCCUCUCUCUGCUGCGUUGGUGCCCUUGCUGGGUUGAGCUCGCAAAAGACCUCACGCCUUGGAAACACUCUUGGAAUGAUUGGUGUUUCUGGUGGCAUUGCAGCUACUCUAGGUCAGCUGGCUCCCUCAAAUGAAGUACUUGCCCAGAUGGCAGCUGUGUCUGGAGUUGGUGGACUUCUUGGCGCUAUCAUUGCCAAACGCAUCGAAAUCACCGACUUGCCUCAGCUGGUUGCUGCCUUCCACUCUCUGGUUGGCCUAGCUGCUGUGCUCACCUGCUUUGCUACUUACAUCCACGAUUUCCCCACUUUUGCUGAAGAUGCUGCAGCCAAUGUCACUAAAACUGCUCUCUUCCUCGGAACAUACAUUGGAGGUGUCACUUUCAGUGGAUCCCUGGUUGCUUACGGGAAACUGCAAGGCCUCCUGUCGUCUAGCCCACUUCUGCUUCCCGGCCGUCACGCCCUGAAUAUGGGUUUGUUGGCUGCUAACGGUGGCGCCAUGGCCUACUACUUCAUGGCCCCCUCGCUGACCGGCGGCCUCACCAUGCUGGGAGCCACCGCUGGCCUUUCUGCAACCAUGGGCGUCACACUCACCGCCGCCAUUGGUGGUGCUGACAUGCCGGUUGUGAUCACCGUACUGAAUUCUUACUCUGGAUGGGCACUUUGCGCGGAAGGCUUCAUGCUCAACAACAACUUGAUGACCAUUGUUGGCGCCCUGAUUGGCUCUUCUGGUGCUAUUCUGUCGUACAUCAUGUGCAAGGCCAUGAAUCGCUCUUUGCCCAACGUCAUUCUUGGCGGAUACGGAACCUCUGCAACUGGUGGGGGUAAGCCCAUGGAAAUCACUGGAACGCACACGGAGGUGAAUGUUGACAACUCUGUUGAGAUGAUUGCCAAUGCCAAGACUAUCGUCAUCACUCCAGGCUAUGGUCUCUGUGUUGCUAAAGCACAGUAUCCUUUGGCUGAAAUGGUGAAGAUUUUGCGAGAGAAGGGCAAAAAUGUCAAGUUCGCCAUCCACCCUGUGGCAGGUCGCAUGCCUGGCCAGUUGAACGUUCUGCUGGCUGAGGCUGGAGUUCCCUACGACAUUGUGCUUGAAAUGGACGAAAUCAACCCUGAAAUCCCGGAAACGGACCUGGUGCUUGUCAUCGGUGCCAAUGAUACCAUCAACUCUGCUGCUGAAGAUGAUCCAAACUCGAUUAUUGCCGGCAUGCCCGUCAUUCGCGUUUGGAAGGCUGACCAGGUUAUUGUCAUGAAGAGGUCCCUUGGUGUCGGCUACGCAGCAGUUGAUAACCCAGUGUUCUACAAACCAAACACCGCUAUGCUGUUAGGAGAUGCUAAGAAGACUUGCGAUGCUCUCCUAACAAAAGUUAAGGAAGUUUACCCUGAUUAAGAAGAACUUUUUUGAAAUCAUAAAAUUUACUUUUUUGUUUAAUAUUUUUUAAUUCAGUCAUUGUGCCAUUUUGACAACCACCUAAUUUCUACUAGACUGGUGUGUAAAUUUAAAAUUUACUUAAAAAGUAUUAUAGUUGUGCUUCAAAGGCGUACAAUUGAUUGGGACUGAUUUUUAACGGAUUUCAAAAUGGCAGGUUUUAAUCGCAUCUUUUGAACUUUUUAAUUUUAGUCAGUUGAUCAAUCAAUCAAACCGUGUGUCAUACAAUGCGCCAUCUAAACCUAAGCAGAGCAGAUAUUUACAGAAAAUCUAUAUUGGGUGGUCAAAGAGCCGAUAUAUUCCAUUUUAAUGGUAGAUUAGAAAUGUAUGCUGGUUGCAGCAAAAAACAAAGAAAUAAUUGUUGAUUUAAUCAAUGUACUAUGUGAACAGUACAAACAACAAUCAGGUGCAAUGGUGUUGUGCAUUUUGUUUUGAGGGAAAAUCUACCUACUUUGUAGAGCAUUUUGGACCCAAUUCCUCUAUAAAAAAUAAAGUGAAAAUCGCUUUAAAAUGUA
This is a messenger RNA of Cloeon dipterum, 3941 nucleotides long. Its product is annotated as NAD(P) transhydrogenase, mitochondrial-like. The coding region runs from base 163 to 3387 and encodes 1074 amino acids. The record is from RefSeq and is a predicted model, not a curated record. Gene Ontology annotation, cellular component: mitochondrial inner membrane. Gene Ontology annotation, molecular function: NADP binding. The transcript has 14 exons. NCBI's taxonomy places the organism in Eukaryota, Metazoa, Arthropoda, Insecta, Ephemeroptera, Baetidae. Gene Ontology annotation, biological process: NADPH regeneration; proton transmembrane transport.